Molecule: messenger RNA, 981 nt
Organism: Diabrotica balteata
Lineage: Eukaryota; Metazoa; Arthropoda; Insecta; Coleoptera; Chrysomelidae
Source: the annotation of a GenBank genome assembly
UGUCAAUUGAAAAUGUGGGUACGGUGUUUGGUUUCAGUGCUUUUCCUCAUCAAUGUAUUCCAUUCGGGCACCAGCAUACCCAACCCAUCCCUGUACAAUCUCCCACGAGCCCUUUUCAGCUUGGCCGGCUCAGCAUCUGCUGCGUCUUCAUCAAUAGACAAUCCCCAAUCCGCCAAAUUUACAAAUAUCGUGGAUUAUCAUAAAAAAGAAGAAAAACGACAACAACUGCAAACCGAAAAACGAAUAGGAGAAGAUGACGAAAUUUCUGAUGAUCCUUCAGAGAAAGAAGAGAAUGAAGCUUCGCCGAGUUUCCUGCAAAAGAAAGUUAAUAGGAUCUUAGCGAAAAUUCAACUCUUUUCCAGUUUUGCUGAUUCUUCCGCAACGCAAGAUUCAGAAGUAGAAGAAGAAACUAAAAACAACUCAACAGAAAAUACUCCUAAAUCCGAUGUCAAAAUAGACUUUGGUAACUUUCCGUCUCCUACAUCGAAAACAGCAAGUUCCCAAAAAGUUGUUGUUCCCGCAGAAUACGGGGCACCUUUAAGACUAACGUUGGACAUUAACGAUGUGGAGAAUGUAACAGAUAUUGAACAUAUUAACUCACCGAAUUGUACGCAUAUAGAGAGUACGAAUAAACUGGGCCAAAUCGGUGUAUACUUUGCAGAAUUGUUCGGAAGCAUUGUAGGACUGGCGUACGGUGCAAUGGCGCAUAUAAAUAAUGCUCUGCAAGGUCAAAAUAAACCAGAAACAACAAUUUAAAAAAUGUCUAUAUAUAAUUUGUUGAUCAUAUAUCCCUUCUUAAUAUCUGAUGUAUUUCCAGUACUGUGAGCAUCUUAUUUCAGCAUGAUUUUUAAAAUAGCCAAUACAUUAUCUAAUGAUUACAUAUUUAGACGAAUUGUAGGGCUAGAAUAUUUAAUCAAUUUUGUUAAUAGUCAUUACUUAUACAUACUUUUAUAGAUUUUGGACUUUUGAAGCAGUAAUAUA